GUGGGUCGUCGUCUUUGGACGGCCAGCUCGUCCCACGUGGCCCGGGGAGGAGUUCUGCCGUCCGGCAUACCACGGCCGUUGACACCCACUGCCGUGCAGGCGGUGGUCGACUCUGUGGUCUCCAGCUCUACAGCACCCAGCCGUACCAUUGAGGACCGAGUGCGCAUGGAAUUCGGCUCUCAGGAUGCGAGUUCCGAGCAGUGGCCGAAGGGCCGAGGAAGCACCGGUGGCUUCACGGUCCGAUCCUACAGGGCCUCUCUGGUUGGCUCGGACGCAGAGGAGGUGUCCCAGGCCUCCGACACCCUGGAAGCAGAGAGCGGACGCCUGUUUAGGAAGGCCGACGUCCUCUUGGCCUUCGACCUCUAUCGUGACGAGUACUGGCUUCGCGAGGGCGGCGGCAUGCGCUCGCUGCUCAAGGCUGGUCUUCCUUUGCACCCGGACAAGCAUGCGACCAGCCACGAAGCUGCCGAACGGCGGAAAGCGGAGAUCUCACUAAUGCUGAAGGAAAUCGCGGAGGAGAAGCCUGCAGCUGUGACGCCCACGGCAUCAAUGGAGCUCACGUUGCGUGGUUUCCUACAGGCCGUGUUUCCCUUUGCGAAGAAGACAGACAUUCGAACGAUGCUGCGCUGGAUCAAGCACCCGCCGUCUGAUGACAAAGUGAAAGCCGGGAAGGCGACCUCGAUCAAGCCAGAUUUCGGAUUGUUGCGGGACCUUAUUGACCUAUUCGACGCCAUCGACUCCACGCGGACACACUCGGUGCCGGUGGAAGCUGUGGAGCAGUUCCUGUCAGGUGAGAUCAUUACCCAGGGCGAGACGGCCCGACUCCGCCAGCGACGUCAAGCGCGGACCGAUCUCCGGAGCGUCACCCACGCGGCCUGCUUUGCGCAUAACCCCCGGGUGGCCCUGAUCCUCAACCGAAUGCUGGAGGACCGAGCCGACUGGCAAGUGGCUCUCCCCAGCCACGAUCCCCGUGGCAAGAGGCAUACGGUGGCUAGCCAUGCGUGGAGAGCGCUGGAGCUGAAGAUGGACACGCUGGCUGCGACUCUCGAUGAAGAGCUCCACGCUUUGGCACAUGGCGAUGAACACCUGCUGAGCGAGAGCAUCGAGGCGGCCUGCAAUCCCUGGCAUCACGACGACUACGUGGAGCGCGUAGAGACGGAGGAAG
Symbiodinium necroappetens is the source of this 1165-nucleotide messenger RNA. The record is from the annotation of a GenBank genome assembly. NCBI's taxonomy places the organism in Eukaryota, Dinophyceae, Suessiales, Symbiodiniaceae.